Penaeus vannamei (Pacific white shrimp) is the source of this 2082-nucleotide messenger RNA. The record is from RefSeq and is a predicted model, not a curated record. NCBI's taxonomy places the organism in Eukaryota, Metazoa, Arthropoda, Malacostraca, Decapoda, Penaeidae.
GAGUGUACGUGCCACACGGCAGAGGAGGGCGGCCGAGGAAACCUUCCUCGCGCCGCCCGUACGCCAGCAAGGCAUUCACUCUCGGGAGCUCGAGAAGAAAGGUGUUCAAAGCUAAACGGUGAUAAACAUGGCGUUGCGAGGAACUCUGGCCAGACUGCCUGCACUCAGGUCCUCGGUUCUGACCACAAGCCCAAGGAUCCUAGCGGUUCCUGCCAGGCAGACUCACAGCACGGAGGAACGGCUCCAGGUGGCCCCUGCUGUUGGAGAGGCUGUGUGUAGCAGUGCUAUUCCUGUUGGAAAAUUGGGACUGAGAGAUCACCAUAUCAACAGACUGGAGAAGUAUCUGCUGGUUUGGGGAGGGAAGUACAACUCCAUCGCAGACGUCCCUGAUCUGGUCAGCCAAGACACCCUGGAACGCGCCCGCAACAAGGCGAGAAUCAAGAUCAACAUCUGGAUGGGCGUGGCCACCCUGCUGGGCUGCAUGUACAUGAUCUGGUCGGGCAAGAAGGCCCACAGAGAGGGCCAGUCUCUGCUGGCCAUGAACGCGGAGUGGCACCGAAGGGUGAACGAGGAGGCGAGGCUGGCCAAGGAGAGAAAAAACCGGCUGGGGGACCUGGCGGAUCUGUAGGGAGGGAAUCUGUGCGUGCUGAGUGACGCUGUGGGUGAAGCUGGAGGGAUUGUUCGAUUUAUUUGUCUUGUGUGUGUCUUGAAAGGCCAAGAGAAGGAGUGGAGGAUAUGGAUCGGGUGCUGUGGGGUGUCAGGGAAAGGCAGAAAGGAAAAGCAAUGCGUUUUCCUUCUAUGUUCUUCAGAUAGCACUUUUCAGUAAUAGGGAAAGGUGUUUAUUUCUUGAACAAUCCUUGAGAUAUAGAGAUAGCGUUUGAACCAUGCUUCGCAUGGGUCAUCAUAUGGCAAUACCCAUGGCAAAACUAGGUUUGUACGCUGUGUAAUGAGUGUUCACCUUUUAUUUUAGUAUUUAUUUUUUAUAAAUACUUUGUCAAGUGUCUGAAUAUUCACUGGAACAAUGUCAGUGGAGAUCCACAAUUCAGCAACCCAGUAACCUCGUUAUAACAGUGACGUCCUUACAAAUCCCCCGAGAGAUGUACCGCGAUGAGCAUGCCGUUCUGGGAGGCAGAGCUCAUGCUUUUCGAAGCAAUAGUACAAUGUAGGAAAGUGUGAGGGCUUUUAAUGGGGUUCCACGUGUGCAUCUCAGACGCCCAUUGCUGCAGCCCAUCACUCCCGAGAGGCUGCCCGGGGUGCUGGUUCUCACACUUCAAUCUGUGGCGGGAAUCUGGCAUCAGUGUGAGCGCUUCUGCAUGCAGCUGAGACGCAGGGAAGUGUGCUCUCGGCUGUUGCUUGUCGCCGAGCAAAAGGAUUCUUCCGAGACGUUUAGCACUCGGUUCUUCUGACUCCCAGACGGUGUUCAUUAACAAUUAACAAUUUGUCUUGUGCUAUUUUGCUUAAAUAGCAAAGAUGUAAUGAAUGAAGUCUCUGUGAAUAGGCGUUGAACGAGCAGUUUUUCAAAAAGAAGAGAGAGAAAGUCAUGAUAUCAGUGCAAUUAGACAUUGAUCGUGGCUGAUAGAAUUUCGUGAUAUUCAUUUCAUUUCUUAAAUCCUCGCUUCUUUACCCGUGAAUGAAUGGUCUUCCACAUGAUUAGUAAAACGGUUAAGUACACUGAAAUUUUAAAAAGGUAUUUUUCGUACUAAUGGCCUGUAAUUAUGUAGAGAAUAUUCCUUAUGGUUAUCCAAUAAAAGUAACAAUAUUUUGAUGACCAAAAGUUAAGGAACAAUAAUUUCUAGGUUAUGUUAAAAGUACUUUUUCAUGAUGAUUCAGUAUCAGUGUAUUUUGGAAAAUAUUGUGAUAAUAUUUUAUCCAGAGUAAGAAAAAAAACAUUGAAAAUAGACAGCUUUUUCAUAGAUAUCAGACAGCUUUCCUGUAUUGUAACGAAUUGUAGAGCUUUGAAUUACAAUCCAUAUAUUUUUAUAGUGUGUAUUAUCGCGUUAUAACAUUGAUCUCCUUAAGGUGAAUCUGAUGACAAUAAUAAACCAUCGUCGUUUUAUAAGCAAAAUAAACACCUUUUUAUAA